Messenger RNA from Zingiber officinale, 2106 nucleotides. Its product is annotated as probable inorganic phosphate transporter 1-8. Gene Ontology annotation, molecular function: phosphate transmembrane transporter activity. Lineage: Eukaryota; Viridiplantae; Streptophyta; Magnoliopsida; Zingiberales; Zingiberaceae. The record is from RefSeq and is a predicted model, not a curated record. The transcript has a single exon. Gene Ontology annotation, biological process: transmembrane transport; phosphate ion transport. Gene Ontology annotation, cellular component: membrane. The coding region runs from base 487 to 2106 and encodes 539 amino acids.
UUUGAAGCGUAUGAAAAAGGAAGGAACAGAGAAGGCUACUAUACUGGCGUAGUUGGAGCACAAGGCAUAUUCCGUUCCGAGAUUCCAAUUCCCUCGCUUCCCUUCUUUAUUUCGCGCCUUCCUCUCGUAGAAAUCUCCCACCAGCCGACACUCCUUCCGGCCACUUCACCGCCUCCCUCCCCAUCUUCUCUCCGGCCGCCGCUUGCUUCUCUCCUUUCUCACCGACUGGUUCGUCGGCUAACUCAAAAGUUUCCUUUAUUGGAAGGAUCAAAUCCUACCUUUUUUUCUUGUGUAAUUUUGGUGAUGGUUGUAAUUAAUACGAUCGUAUUCAUUCUUUUCCUUAUUUAUCACAAAAUUUCAUUUUUUGUAUGCCUCUGCUCUGCGCAGUCUGUUCUUCUCUGAUUCCCUCAUCAUCGAUUUCUAUUUAUGGUUGAUUUUAUAGGGCGAUCGAGUAAUUGAAAGCAGACAAGAGAAGAAGGGAAGGACAUGGCGCAGCAGCAGCAGCAGCAGCAGCAGCAGCAGCAGCUCCAAGUCCUGAACGCGCUCGAUGUGGCGAAGACGCAGUGGUACCACUUCACGGCGAUCAUCAUCGCCGGCAUGGGCUUCUUCACCGACGCCUACGACCUCUUCUGCAUCUCGCUCGUCACCAAGCUACUCGGCCGCAUCUACUACCACAUUGACGGCUCGCCCACGCCCGGCUCGCUUCCUCCAUCUGUUUCUGCCGCCGUCAAUGGCGUGGCCUUCUGCGGCACCCUAUCUGGGCAACUCUUCUUUGGCUGGCUCGGCGACAAGAUGGGUCGCAAGCGCGUCUACGGCAUGACGCUCAUGAUCAUGGUCCUCUGCUCCAUCGCCUCCGGGCUCUCGUUCGGCCGCUCCGCCUCGGGCGUCAUGGCCACCCUCUGUUUCUUCCGCUUCUGGCUCGGCUUCGGUAUCGGCGGCGACUACCCUCUUUCCGCCACCAUCAUGUCGGAGUACGCGAACAAGAAGACCCGCGGCGCCUUCAUCGCCGCCGUCUUCGCCAUGCAGGGCCUGGGCAUCCUCGCCGGCGGCAUGGUCGCCAUCGUCGUCUCCGCCGCUUUCAAGAACCGGUUCCAGGCGCCUCCGUACUCGGUCGACCGUGUAGGCUCGACGGUGCCCGAGGCCGACUACGUCUGGCGUAUCAUCCUUAUGUUCGGCGCUCUGCCAGCCGCGCUCACCUACUACUCGCGGAUGAAGAUGCCGGAAACGGCACGGUACACGGCGCUGGUGGCCAAGAACGCGAAGCAGGCGGCGGCGGACAUGUCAAAGGUUUUGCAGACGGAGAUCGAGGAGGAGCAGGGGAAGGUGGAGCAGAUUGCGUCGUCGAACACCUUCGGCCUCUUCUCGUCGGAAUUCGUGCGCCGCCACGGAAUGCACCUGGUAGGCACCACCACCACUUGGUUCCUGCUCGACAUCGCCUUCUACAGCCAAAACCUGUUCCAGAAGGACAUCUUUAGCGCCAUCGGGUGGAUCCCCAAAGCUGCAACCAUGAACGCGCUCGAGGAGGUGUACCGCAUCGCUCGGGCGCAGACCCUCAUCGCGCUCUGCGGCACCGUGCCGGGCUACUGGUUCACGGUGGCGCUCAUCGACGUGAUCGGGCGGUUCACCAUCCAGAUCCUGGGAUUCGCGAUGAUGACGGUGUUCAUGCUGGGGUUGGCCAUCCCUUACCACCACUGGACGACGCCUGGCAACCAGAUCGGCUUCGUGGUCAUGUACGGCUUCACCUUCUUCUUCGCCAACUUCGGGCCCAACAGCACCACCUUCAUCGUGCCGGCGGAGAUCUUCCCGGCGCGUCUCCGCUCGACGUGCCACGGGAUCUCGGCGGCGACCGGAAAGCUCGGAGCGAUCAUCGGAUCCUUCGGGUUCCUAUACUUGGCGCAGAACCCAAACCCGGCCAAGGCCGACCACGGCUACCCGGCCGGCAUCGGCGUCAGGAACUCGCUCUUCUUGCUGGCCGGAUGCAAUCUUCUCGGGCUACUCUGCACCUUCUUCGUGCCCGAGUCGAAGGGGAAGUCUCUGGAGGAAAUAUCAGGCGAGAACGAGGGCAAGGACGACAUCGCCGGCGAUAACAAGACCGUGCCGGUGUAG